AUGGAUUACACAAUGAUCUUCAUACUUCUCUCCAUUUCCACAUGUUUCUAUGUUCUUAUUUCCCGAUCUGGCCGCGAUACCCGACUGCCGCCCGGCCCAUACCCGUUUCCGAUCAUCGGAAACAUCUUUAAACUCGGAAACAAACCGCAUCACUCCCUUGCCGCCCUCUCCAAAACUUACGGACCUUUAAUGUCUCUUAAACUUGGCACCACCACCACGAUCGUCGUUUCAUCUCGUGAAAUCGUGAAAGAAUUCUUUUCGAAACAUGACGUCUCUUUCUCUGGCAGAUCGGUCCCAUAUGUUGCCACCGCUCACGACCACUAUAAACACGCCAUGGGUUGGUCGCAGGUUGGGGAUCAUUGGCGAAUGUUACGAAAAAUAUACAAAGAACACUUGUUUGCUGCACGACAACUCGAUGCUAGCCACCUCCUACGCAAGAAAAAGGUGCAGCAACUUCUUGAUUAUGUUCACGACUAUUCAGACAGCGGCAAACCGGUAGAUAUAGGUCAUAUCGCAUCCAUAACGACUCUUAACGUUCUUUCCAACUUCGUCUUUUCCGUUGAUUUAGCGCAGUAUGAUUCCCAGUCUUCUCAAGAUUUUAUGGAUCUCGUAUGGCUGUUAUUCGAAAAUGCUGGAAGACCAAAUUUGGCCGAUUUCUUUCCCGUUCUUCGUCCGUUGGAUCCGCACGGAUUGCUCCGAAAAGCGAAGCUUUAUACUGGGAAGCUAUUGGCAAUUGUUGAAGAAUAUAUCAGUAAACGGUUGCAAGAAAGAACUGCUACAAGUUCAUCUGAUGCUUCAUCAAGCAAAGAUCUUAUGGAUUUGCUGUUAGAUAUGAGCCAAAACGAGAAAUCGUCGAUUAACCUCGUCGGCAUUCGAUACUUGGUGUUCGACCUUUUUAUUGCAGGAACCGAGACGACAUCAAGCACGUUGGAAUGGGCGAUGGCGGAACUAAUCAAUAACCCCGAGAAAAUGUCGAAAGCCCGAUCCGAGCUUGAGGAAGUAAUCAGAAAGGAAGACCGAACCUUUGAAGAAUCCGACAUCGCUAGGCUCCCAUACUUACAAGCCGUUGUGAAAGAAACUCUCCGACUGCACCCUCCGGUGACCUUUUUGCUCCCUCAUAAGGCAACAACCAAUGUCGAGGUCCAAGGCUACAUUGUCCCAAAAGACGCACAGAUCCUCUGUAACUUGUGGGCAAUGGGUCAAGACUCGAACGUAUGGCCGAAUGCACAACGGUUUGAGCCGGAGCGGUUUCUUGAUGUUGGAAUCGACUACAAGGGUCAUGAUUUCGAAUUGAUACCAUUUGGUACUGGGAGGAGAAUGUGUCCAGGAUUGCCUCUUGCAGAUAGAAUGCUGCAUUUGAUGUUGGGAUCUUUGAUUUACAAGUUUGAUUGGAAGAUUAAAGGAGGGAUGAUGGAUAUGAGUGAUAAGUUUGGGAUGACAUUACAAAAGAAUUUGCCUCUCAUGGCGAUCCCGGUCAAAGUUUGACUUGUACAACCAGAAGAAUAAUGUUACAGUGACUUGUACUAUGUAUAAAAAUAAAACUGUUAUCAGUUUGUAUGCAAGUCU
Molecule: messenger RNA, 1566 nt
Organism: Cynara cardunculus var. scolymus (artichoke)
Lineage: Eukaryota; Viridiplantae; Streptophyta; Magnoliopsida; Asterales; Asteraceae
Product: geraniol 8-hydroxylase-like
Exons: 2
Coding region: 1-1485 (494 amino acids)
Molecular function (GO): monooxygenase activity; oxidoreductase activity, acting on paired donors, with incorporation or reduction of molecular oxygen; heme binding
Source: RefSeq, a predicted model, not a curated record